UUCAUCGGAUAUGUAAAAAAACUCUAACUCGUCAACUUAUUACUUGGCUGCACGUUAGUUCCGUUUUCAUAAUAUCUGAGACUUAAAUCUGACUAGGUCUUAGGAGCUGUUAGCACGAAUCGUCUACAGCGUGUUCCGUGAGUAUCAUUAUUUUGGGGAAUCCUAAUUGGCCCAUUCUCAGCCAAUCAGCGCUAACAGAUAACUGGAGAAGACUCCGGCAUCUUGUAUAAAAUUCUAAAUACACUAACAUUUUUAUUACUGUAUCACUCAACUUGGUUUAUUUGGAUUUCAUUGGCGUAUAUGUCCAAGUCGUGUCAUGAUUUUCAGGACCAGUCAAAACUUCACAUGCUUACUCUCAUGGAGGUCAAACAAGCUAAUAAAUUCGUCGUACAAACUUCGGUUGCCUUCUUAUCUUCGUACUCAGGAGAAUUCCGGUAAAGCAUCGCGUCCUGGAGAAAGCAAGAAUGAUCAAACAUCUAAUAUUCCAAAGUUUGAAUUGCGGUUUUCAUUUUCUCGAAAUAAAAUGCCUGACCCUCCUGGUGGAUGGUCUUUUGCUUCUUGGGUUAUACUUGGUGCUGUUGGUUUAACAUGGGUUGUCUACCACAAUUUUUCAAUGUACAGAAAGGUCGAUUGGAAAGAGUUUACAGAUAACUUCCUACAAAAGGGUGCUGUCCAUCACUUAGAGGUUGUGAACAAAUCUUGGGUUAGAGUCCAUCUCCAACCAGGCGCAGAUUUCGAGUCGUAUGAAUCCAUUGAUCCCAGCAAGAAAAUUUAUUGGUUUGAAAUCGGUUCAGUUGACACUUUUGAACGAAGUCUACGUGAUAUGGAGGCUCAUAUGGGUAUAGAUCCUAUGCAUAGAACGUUUAUAACCUAUAGCAGUCGUCUAAAGCUAUCAGAUGUUUUAUAUGGCAUUUUCUAUAUUUCUUUGUUCUUAAUGGCUGUGUAUUCCUUACGGCCUGCAUCUGGUGGUGUUGUACGGAAGUCAGGACUGGGUUCAGGAUUAUUCAAUUUCGGACAGUCACCUGUGCGUUUAAUAGAAAAAGAUAAGAUUGGUGUACGUUUUAGCGAUGUAGCAGGUUGUGAAGAAGCAAAACUUGAAAUAAUUGAAUUUGUUAACUUCCUAAAAAAUCCAGCAAAAUACGAAGCGCUAGGAGCAAAGAUUCCUCGUGGUGCCAUCCUAAAAGGUCCUCCUGGUACUGGCAAAACACUUUUGGCUAAAGCGACUGCUGGAGAAGCGAAUGUUCCAUUCCUUUCCGUUUCUGGGAGUGAAUUUUUAGAGAUGUUCGUUGGUGUAGGACCGAAAAGAGUACGCGAUAUGUUUGCCUCUGCACGAGACAAGGCUCCCUGUAUAUUGUUUAUUGACGAAAUUGACGCUAUUGGUGGCAAGCGAUCUGGUACAUCUUUUGGUCAUCAGGAACGGGAAAAUACUCUCAAUCAACUACUUGUGGAAAUGGACGGGUUUACUACUCAAGAAAAUGUUGUCGUUCUGGCUGCUACCAAUCGUAUUGAUAUUCUAGAUCCAGCUCUUCUUAGGCCUGGACGUUUUGAUCGUCAAAUCUAUGUAUCAUUGCCAGAUAUCAAAGGUCGUGCAUCAAUAUUUAAGAUACAUUUGAAACCAAUUAAAUUAGCUGAUGAUAUGCAACUUGUAGCUCGCAAAAUGGCUACACAUUAUGGUGGUAGUAUCGGAACUACAAGUGAUUUUGGUGGAGGUUAUAUGGCGUCUAUGAGUGCUAGUACAGGACAAAAGAAGAUUAGUUACCAGGGCACUAUUGUUCCUUGUACGUGUGCCGAAAUAAUGGCCGCAAAUCAAGAUGGUGAUAAGUUUGUUUCUUCAUGUGGAAUAGAAUUUAGUCAAAUAUCAGUUGUUGGGAUUAUUCGUUCGGUAAAUGAGUCAAGCACACGCGUAGAGUAUGAGGUCGACGACUACACAGGACCGUGUUUGCCAGUAAAACUUUUUACAGAGGAUCAGGAUAAUACAUCUUCCGGCCUACAGUCUCGUCCAUUUCGCGAAUUAUCGUAUGUACGAGUACAUGGUCAUGUCCGGAACUUUCAGGGAGUCAAACAUGUUAUUGCUUUCCGAGUCAUCCAUUUGUCAGACAUGAAUGAACUUACUGCUCAUAUAAUGGAAGUGAUUUAUACAAGAAUGUUGUAUGCGAAAAUCAAACAAGAUGAGAAUAAUGGCGCUAACGUCAAAAGUAUUUUCAGUGAGGUUGGUUCGCAUAAUGCACCUGGAUCUACUAGUAAUGGACUCACUGUCUUGCAAAACCAGAUACUCGCAAUAGUUAGGACGUUUGUUGGUGAGCGUGGAAUCCCUGUAUCCCAGUUAACGGAAAAGCUGCGUGGGAUACCCGAGAGGCAAAUAAGGGAGGACUUGGAUUUCCUUAGUGCCGAAGGUCAUGUAUAUUCGACUGUGGAUGAUGAUCACUUCCGAGCUACUGAAUCAUGA
Molecule: messenger RNA, 2446 nt
Organism: Schistosoma guineensis
Lineage: Eukaryota; Metazoa; Platyhelminthes; Trematoda; Strigeidida; Schistosomatidae
Source: the annotation of a GenBank genome assembly